Cyphellophora attinorum is the source of this 1863-nucleotide messenger RNA. Its product is annotated as putative sterigmatocystin biosynthesis monooxygenase stcW. The transcript has 4 exons. Gene Ontology annotation, molecular function: NADP binding; flavin adenine dinucleotide binding; N,N-dimethylaniline monooxygenase activity. The record is from RefSeq and is a predicted model, not a curated record. NCBI's taxonomy places the organism in Eukaryota, Fungi, Ascomycota, Eurotiomycetes, Chaetothyriales, Cyphellophoraceae. The coding region runs from base 1 to 1863 and encodes 620 amino acids.
AUGAGUGAGAUGCAAAGCGAUGCCAAUGCUGAAGGACCGAAGGUGGUGACGAGGCCUUCCAACGACUCAGACAACCGGCCAGACUCUGCUCAGACGGGGAACGGGAGCACUGCCACAGCGAGUGCUGACUAUGUGGUCCCUGACGUGGUAAUGGGCGUCAGAAGGCGCGUGAAAGUGGUCUUCAUCGGCUUUGGCCUGACGGGGAUCGACUUUGCGUACAAGGCAAAGAGCUGUCCGGACAUCGACUUCCAGAUCUACGAGAAGAAUCCUGCAGCCGGCGGGACAUGGUAUGAGAAUACUUACCCGGGGUGUGCAUGCGACGUGCCGAUCUCGAUCUAUCAAUACUCAUGGAACUUGAAGUCCAAUUGGAAGAAGUAUUACGCAACCCAGCCUGAGAUAUGUGGGUAUUUGCAGGAGACUGCUCGUGAGCACGAGCUCGAUCAGUACGUCAAGUACCAGCACGAAGUCUUGUCGUGCGAUUGGCUCGAGGACAAAGGCCGCUGGCGCUUCACGAUCAUGCCCAACAAAGACCCCUCCAAGAUCUUCUCGGAUGAGGCUGAUUUCCUGAUCAAGGGAUCUGGCAUCCUGAACAACUGGACAUGGCCUGACAUUGCAGGCUUUCAGGAAUACAAAGGAGAGAAAACGCAUACGGGCAACUACGAUAGAAGCAUCGAUUUGAAGGGCAAACGUAUUGGUGUCAUUGGACUGGGAAGCUCUGCCAUUCAGACAGUCGCAGCUAUUGUACCAGAAGUAGGGUCAAUGGUGUUGUUUCACCGCACGCCACACCCCAAAGGACAAGACCUCAACUACACGGAAGAAUUGAAGAAGCGCUUCGCCAGCGAUCCCGAAGACUAUCUGGAAUACGUCAAAUCGGUCGAACGAGAGCUUUCAGGCCUGUUCAAGGUUUACAUCAAGGGCUCGCCGGAAAUGGUAUUGGUCAACGAGAUGGCUCGCAAGUCUAUGCUGGACCGCCUUGGUCAACGGCAAGACAUCAUCGAUGCUAUGGUUCCGACCGACUUUCCCGUCGGUUGUCGUCGGCCCACGCCAGGUACAGGAUUUCUUGAGGCUCUGCAGCAACCCAACGUCAAGCUCGCUUCUGGCUGGAUCAAAUGCGCCGACGCCACCGGCUUGAUACGUGACACCGGAGAGCAUGUCGAGCUGGAUGUCAUCAUCUGCGCUACUGGGUUCGUUACAACCUUCCGACCACGAUUUCCCCUGAAUGUGCGAGGCGAGAAUCUCUCGCCAAAGAUUGGCGUGGCAGAUCGGCCGACCUAUAUGGGCCUAGCCACUCCAGGCGUCCCCAAUUACUUUGUAUCGAUGGGACCUUAUGCCCCUUACGUGCAAGGGUCCGCGAGCAAGACCGUCGAAUAUGCCAACAACUACUUUCUGCAAGUGAUCCAGAAGUUCCAGACCGAUUUUAUAAAGGAGAUCGUGCCCAAGUGGCAAGCAGCACAAGACUUCAAGAAUCACGCGGACAAGUAUCUCGAAAGAGGUGUCUGGGGCGAAGCUUGUCGGUCGUGGUUUAAGGGUGGUGAUGCGAAAGGUACGCCCGCUAUUUGGCCUGGGUCAAGAGCACAUUCACUUCGGUCGAUCGAAGUACCUCGCUUCGAGGAUUAUGACAUUACAUAUGUCCACGGCAACCGAUUUGCUUACAUGGGCAACGGCUUCGAUUUGGCUGAAAUUGACGGGUCCGAUUCGACCUGGUAUUAUGCCCGAGCAGAUAAUAGCAAUCGCCUGCCGAUAUGGGAGUUCUCCGAGGCCGUUGAAGAAGUGGAUAAGACUGGAGUCACUAAUGGGACUACGAAGGAAGCUGCAAACGGGAUCGAAGCGGCGGUUCCGAAUGGUAUUGUGAUAGAGUCUUGA